AGUGGAGAAGUGAAAGAGGCAGCUGCAGUCUGGCACUCUCAGUUGACCGCCGACUUCUGCUGUUGUAACGCGUCCGUUUGCGGUCCGUCCCCUGCUCUCUGCCGCACCGCCGACCGGCGUCCGUCGCCAGGCGACAUGGAGCGCGUGGCGGCGCUGUGCGGCCGCGCCGCGGGCAUCCUGACCGCAGCCAUCAAGUACGGCUGCAUCGUGCACUGUUCCACCGAGUACGUGGCCGACGUGGUCAUCUGCACCGGGCCCAGCAUGGAGCCCACCAUCUACUCGCACGACGUGAUCGUCACAGAGAAGAUCAGCCCGCUCCGACAGCGGAUCGCCGCCGGCGACAUUGUCGUGGUGCGCUCACCGUCCGCUCCCCGUAACAAUAUCUGUAAACGCGUGACAGCCGUGGCGGGUGAACGCGCCGGUGCACGAGGCGUGCUCGUCCCGCGUGGCCACCUGUGGCUCGAGGGGGACAACGCGGCCAACUCCAACGACUCGCGCAACUUCGGCGCCGUGCCGGCCGGCCUGGUGCGCGGCCGGGCGGUGCUCAAACUGUGGCCGCCCGCCGACGCCGGCUGGUUUGACUCGCGUGGCUGGCGGCGGCAGCACGGCAGGGAGGAGCGCCAGCGCUGGUGAGGACGGUGUAGGUGCUGGAUAGGUCGGACUCGGUGGCAAUGUGCUGUGAUGGAGGCAGGCGCCGCAGUGGGGAGCGCCGCCUGUGACCGAAAGUCCGCAGGACCAGCUUGGACUGCUGGACGAUGUGGCGGUUCGCCAGAGGCAGGUGCCAACAAAUGACUCCCACCCUACUGGACGGAGCGUCAUCGCUUCGGUCGACAUCUAGGUAGGAAUUGUUUGACAACAGCUAUGGGCGAUUCGGUCAGUCACCUCGAACGGACUUGUUGGAUGUAGUCAUAUUAGCCGUGUUACCCUCAUUUUUCAUCAUGUGUGUUAUCAGUAAGUAGUAUUUAAAUCAGAUUUUGACUCAGGACGGCGUUGUUGGACAUUUAGUCAUCAUUUUCACACGUCGGAGCCAUGAACGAUAGCACCAAAUGUUCUCACACAGUGUGUCACCAAGUCUUGAGUCCUCCGUUUACGCCCUCCGUUUACGUUGCGGAUUGUUUGCAAUGCGGAUGAAUCCACCAGCAAUACAAUAUACAUACUCAUGUGCAAA
Messenger RNA from Amphibalanus amphitrite, 1168 nucleotides. RefSeq names its product mitochondrial inner membrane protease subunit 1-like. Gene Ontology annotation, molecular function: serine-type endopeptidase activity. Gene Ontology annotation, cellular component: membrane; mitochondrial inner membrane peptidase complex. Bases 136 to 633 code for a protein of 165 amino acids. The transcript has 2 exons. The record is from RefSeq and is a predicted model, not a curated record. NCBI's taxonomy places the organism in Eukaryota, Metazoa, Arthropoda, Thecostraca, Balanomorpha, Balanidae.